Molecule: messenger RNA, 954 nt
Organism: Moesziomyces antarcticus
Lineage: Eukaryota; Fungi; Basidiomycota; Ustilaginomycetes; Ustilaginales; Ustilaginaceae
Product: rab family GTPase
Exons: 1
Coding region: 1-954 (317 amino acids)
Biological process (GO): regulation of endocytosis
Cellular component (GO): endosome
Molecular function (GO): GTP binding; GTPase activity
Source: RefSeq, a predicted model, not a curated record
AUGGCGCCUAUCCGGAUUCCAUCUGGCAGCUACACCUCGUCGCCAUCGGCUGCCGGCGCAAGCACCGCGCCUCCAUCGUCGGGGUGGGACUACAUCCUCAAGUUUAUCCUCAUCGGCGACUCGUCCGUGGGCAAGUCGUCGCUGCUCGUGCGUCUGACGGACGACCGGUUCCUUGCCGAUCCGGAUCCCACCAUCGGCGUCGAGUUUGGCUCGCAUCUCAUCCGCCUCGACAAUGGCGAGACCGUCAAGGUGCAGGUGUGGGAUACGGCGGGGUCGGAGUCGUUCCGCUCCAUCACGCGAUCCUACUACCGCGGCGCAGCAGGCGCGCUGCUCGUGUACGACAUUACGCACCGUCCGAGCUUCCUCAACGUCAAAGGGUGGCUUGAAGAUGUGCGAUCGCAUGCCGAGGACAAGGUGAGCAUCGUGCUGGUUGGAAACAUGUACGAUCUGGUCGAGCACGAAGACGACGUACCCACAGAUGGGGGUGCGACUUCACAAGACGAGGCAGCGCAGGAUACGCGCAGGGCAAGGAUCGAUCGCAGACGGAGCAAGGGCAAGAAGCGCGAGGUGAGCACGGCCGAGGCACGACAGUUUGCGCAGGAGCAUGGAUUGUUGUUCGUAGAAGCGAGUGCCAAGACGGGGCACAAUGUGCACGAGGCAUUUGCACAGGCGGCACGCGAUAUCCACAGCAAGUUCUCGACGCCCGAAGCCGAGGCGGAUGGCACACCGGGGGUGGCGGCAAAGUACGAUGGUGGUACGUUGGGUAAGCGUUCGCGCAUGCGUGUAAGGGCUGCAGGCCGCACUUCCGGCACCGUCGCACUCGAACCAUCCGAGCCAGCACAAACCACACGCUCAGCAAGCGGAUUCUCCAUCCGCUCACUCAGCUCGUCCGCACCAGCGUCGGGCGAGCAACAGUCGGAUCGAGCCCCAAGCGAGUGCUGCAUCAUAGCCUAA